Molecule: messenger RNA, 252 nt
Organism: Protopolystoma xenopodis
Lineage: Eukaryota; Metazoa; Platyhelminthes; Monogenea; Polystomatidea; Polystomatidae
Source: the annotation of a GenBank genome assembly
AUGUUUGUAUGGUUGCGCUGGUGUCUCUUCUGCCCUUCUCACAAGGUUCAGGCAUGGGGUAUAGUUAUUCAUAAAGAAGCCUAUCCUUGCCAGGGCAAAUCUCUUCUGGGCGGAAGUGGAGCCGGCGUGCUUGCAGUGAUGGCGGAAAAUGAAAAAUUCACUGGAGUGAACAACCCGGGCCGUUGCUUAGGCAACCUGAUCUCUGUUGGUUAUGAGUGGAGAAGGGAAGUGCUGUCCGGGGGUUGGUCUUAA